This is a messenger RNA of Gongylonema pulchrum, 579 nucleotides long. NCBI's taxonomy places the organism in Eukaryota, Metazoa, Nematoda, Chromadorea, Rhabditida, Gongylonematidae. The record is from the annotation of a GenBank genome assembly.
AUGCAAAUGAUAAUUGAGGCCGAAGAACUGUUUAAUGCAAAAGCACGUAAUCGCAAGAAAUUGCUCAAAAUGGAGCUUCUGUCGGUGGAGAAGAAUGCGGACGCCAAUGUUACAUUGCGAUACAGAAACGAGAAACAGUGGCAAGGCCGAGUCAAAAUCGUCGAGUGUGAUAUGCGACAGUUGAGUGAAAAAAUUCGAGCCGGUCAUUUGCCACCACCGGAUUUGAUUGUUUCGGAACUGCUGGGGUCAUUUGGUGACAACGAACUUUCGCCAGAAUGUCUCGAUGGAAUCACCGAUGUUUUACGACCAACUACGCUUAGCAUUCCACACCAGUACACUAGCUACGUAGCACCUAUCCAGUCUAUUCGAUUGUAUCAGAAGAUAUUAUGCUGUGUUGGUGGAACAAAAUAUUUCGAGCGCGGAUUUCCUGAUCGCGGACGACUGGAACCCAUGAAGCUUCCAGAUGGGACUUAUUCACAGCCGUAUGUUACUAUCGGCUCUUACGCUUAUUUGUGUAAAAAACAGAAAAGGCCGUUAAGGAAAAACGAAAAGGUGUCGAGGAUAAUGCUGAAGGGAUGA